AGCCGAAAGUUUUAUUUAUUUUCUGUUAAACAAAGUAGGUAACGAGAUUUGUGUAUCUAAGGAUUUAAAAACAAUUGACGUAAUUCAAUUCAAAUGUAACAAGCGUUGCAGUUAGACGAAUUAUAUAUUUUUGAUUUUUAUUUUUUUCAUAUUUUUACAAUAAUGGCGGACGCCAAGGAAGCCAAGAAAAGGGAAAAAGCAGAAGCGAAGGCGAAGGCUAAAGAAGAAACUAAAAACCUGAAAAUUUUCUUUCAAUACAUCGUUGGAGUUAUAAUUUGCCUCGGCGGUUUUGUGGCAGGAACAGCAAUCGGUUGGUCUUCGCCGGCUAAUGGCAUUUUAAAAAAAGAGGGCGGAAUUACGGAUGGAGAAUUUGCCUGGAUUUCCAGUCUUUUUGCGCUUGGUGCAGCGCUCUCGCAACUUCUCGUUGUGGUACUCGUUAAAUGUUUAGGUCUGAAAUGGUGCAUCGUUGUGACACAUGUCAUACUCAUCUGCGGAUGGAUUCCCUUGACGCUGAGUAUGAAUUUCUGGGUGCAGAUCACGGGGCGCUUGGUUUGUGGAAUUGCAGGCGCUUUCUGUGUUGCGUGCCCCAUGUAUCUUGGUGAAUCAACACACAAGAGUCAUCGAGGAACUAUCGGUGUCUUUUUUCAGUUGUUCAUUACACUUGGAAUUUUAGUUGCGUACAUUGCGGGUAUUGCCAAGAACAUGAUCAUUCUAAAUGUCACGUGCGGGGCAGGGUGCGUUUUAGCAAUUAUUUUGAUGAUUUUAUUCAUACCAGAAUCACCUUACGCUUUGUUGAAGCGUAACAAACUUGAGAAGUAUGAGAAAGUGAUGAAGAAACUGCGUGGCAAGGAAUUUGAUUACAGCAAAGAACAGGCUGAAAUGCAGGCGGCCAUUGAAUCAAAAGAAUCUGUGAAAGAAGGUUUUAAACAACCUGUUAAUUUAAAAGCGUUCGGGGUUUUGCUAGGAUUACACAUGUUACAACAAUUAAGUGGAAUCAACGCAAUUUUGUACCAUGCGCAUGCAAUCUUUAGCGCUUCAAACACUAACAUCAGUGAAGAUCUUUCGGUUAUCAUUGUUGGAAUAGCCCAAGUAUUGCUUUGCCUAGUCGCUGCUGCUUGUGUCGAUCGUGCCGGAAGGAUAAUGCUAUUCGCCAUUUCCGUGGGUAUAAUGUGCCUUUGUCUUGUGCUGACCGGGUUUUAUUUUAUGGUGGACAAAGAAACACAGGAAACUUUAGCCAUGAUCCCAACGAUUGCUCUUGUGGUGUAUAUUAUGGGCUUUUCGCUGGGAGCCGGACCAUUGCCGUGGCUUAUGUUUGGAGAGUAUCUGCCCAGCAGUGUGAAAACUGUGAUGAGUACGAUUAUUGCGUUUGUUAACUGGAUGUUAGCGUUUGGCACCUCUUGGGUCAUGCCAGUUAUGAUGGCUAGUAUAAAUCCGGCAUACAUUUUCUAUGGUUUUGGAACGAUUUGCUUUUUGGGAAUAUUUUAUUUGCUUCUGGUGGUUGUGGAGACAAAUCAAAAAACUUUUGAAGAAAUUCAGGCUGAUAUUGAACAUCACAAGCCUGGGAACGUUUUCAGAAAGAGAAGGGGGGCUUAGAAAAAAGCAUUUCUUUCAAAAUAUUUACACAUUUCGUUACAAAUUUAUAACUCAAUAAAGAGUAGUUUGAUUUUGA
Molecule: messenger RNA, 1669 nt
Organism: Dalotia coriaria
Lineage: Eukaryota; Metazoa; Arthropoda; Insecta; Coleoptera; Staphylinidae
Product: facilitated trehalose transporter Tret1-like
Exons: 2
Coding region: 163-1593 (476 amino acids)
Biological process (GO): transmembrane transport
Cellular component (GO): membrane
Molecular function (GO): transmembrane transporter activity
Source: RefSeq, a predicted model, not a curated record